GAAGUGGUGCAGCCCGUGUGCGCCCCUCUGCUCCUCCUCGUGUAGUGUACAGCGGGACACUCCGCAGUUCCCUUAUCCCGUUCCUUCCCGUUGCCUUUUACGCGCUCGACGUCCGCAGCUACAGUGAUUCAGUGAGCCUGUCUUCGAGCUUUUGGAUGGAGGCGCAGGGCUCUCUCCUAUUUCCUCCCCGUCUUCCGAUGGCAAAGCGGCACCGCUCCUGUGCCCGGUGAUCAUUCUCGGGAGGAAGGCGUCCGAGGCUCUUUGUUUUUUUCCCCGUCUCUUUCUUUUCUUCCCGACUCAUUUUCAACAAGAUGAGGGACGCGCGAUCUCUGCGCGGCGCCCGCGGAGUGCUCCCUUCAGCCGUGGCCGCUUGACUAAAGGGGGAUCCCGGCUCCCUUUUCCUCCUCUACUCCCUUAGGAACAACAGGAGUUUGCAUGCAAAAGGUGGUUUAUCGCGGCAAGCCAUGGAGGGACUUGCCUAAAGAGGAUCCAACAUAAGUCAAGUUUUUGUUGUUUUUUUUCUUUCUAUUUUCCGUUCUUGCGUCCAACGUCAUCCUGGAAGUCGCCUUUCCCGCCGCCAUGGCUGAGAAGAUCGGACCAGCGGGGCUCAAGCCCAUCAGCGCCCGAACUGCUCCCUCGCUGCCCCCGGAGCCCAUCGACAUCAUCCGCACCAAAGCCCGGUCCCGGAGAGUCCGCCUCAACGUCGGGGGUCUGAACCACGAGGUCCUGUGGCGGACCCUGGACCGGCUGCCCAGAACCCGGCUCGGCAAGCUUCGAGAGUGCAACACCCACGAGUCCCUGAUGGAAGUCUGCGACGACUACAGCCUGAGCGAGAAUGAGUACUUCUUCGACCGGCACCCGGGGGCCUUCACGUCCAUUCUGAACUUCUACCGCACGGGCAAGUUGCACAUGAUGGAGGAGAUGUGCGCCCUCUCGUUCGGCCAGGAAUUGGACUACUGGGGGAUCGACGAGAUCUACCUGGAGUCCUGCUGCCAGGCCCGCUACCACCAGAAGAAGGAGCAGAUGAACGAGGAGCUGCGGAGGGAGGCAGAGACGAUGAGGGAGAGGGAGGGGGAGGGAGAGUUUGAUAACACCUGCUGCCCGGACAAGAGGAAGAAACUGUGGGAUCUCCUGGAGAAGCCCAGCUCCUCGGUGGCUGCCAAGAUCCUUGCCAUCAUAUCGAUACUGUUCAUCGUCCUCUCCACCAUCGCCCUGUCUCUCAACACCUUGCCGGAGCUCCAGGUCACAGACGAGUUUGGCCACGCCAACGACAACCCCCAGCUGGCUCACGUGGAGGCCGUGUGCAUUGCCUGGUUCACCAUGGAGUACCUCCUGCGCUUCCUCUCCUCUCCGAACAAGUGGAAGUUCUUCAAAGGCCCGCUGAAUGUCAUCGACUUGCUGGCCAUCCUGCCCUACUACGUCACCAUCUUCCUGACCGAGUCCAACAGGAGCGUGCUGCAGUUCCAAAAUGUGCGCCGCGUGGUGCAGAUAUUCAGGAUCAUGAGAAUACUGCGAAUCCUUAAGUUGGCCCGGCACUCCACAGGGCUCCAGUCUCUGGGAUUUACUUUGAGAAGGAGCUACAACGAACUGGGUCUGCUCAUUUUGUUUCUCGCCAUGGGCAUCAUGAUAUUUUCCAGUUUGGUCUUCUUUGCCGAGAAGGAUGAGGAUGCCACCAAAUUCACCAGUAUCCCUGCCUCAUUCUGGUGGGCCACUAUUACAAUGACUACAGUGGGCUACGGUGACAUUUACCCACAGACUUUACUUGGAAAGAUUGUGGGUGGACUCUGCUGUAUUGCAGGAGUGCUGGUCAUUGCCCUACCGAUCCCAAUCAUCGUCAACAACUUCUCUGAGUUCUAUAAGGAGCAGAAGAGGCAGGAGAAAGCCAUCAAGAGGAGGGAGGCCCUGGAGAGAGCCAAGAGGAAUGGCAGCAUCGUGUCAAUGAACCUAAAAGACGCCUUUGCUCGCAGUAUGGAACUGAUGGAUGUGGUGGUGGAGAAAGGAGAGGACAAAACCUCCCUUGACAACCACCUGUCACCUAGCCGCUGGGGUGGUUCACCCAGGUUCACCACCUCAGAAACCAACCUGAAGUCACCAGAUAAAAGAAACGCAGAAUCUCUGCCGCAAAGCUCCCCCCAUCGUAUAACCGUCAACACCACUGGAAGUCCGCAGAGGACAAACAGGACCCCACAGCACCUCAACGUGCAGAAACUGGAAGAGAUGUACAACCAGAUGUCCAAGUCGCAGUCCUUCACCAAUCUCAACACAACGAGCUCCAUGAGCACCCUGAGCACAACCAUGACGGGCCCCGCCUCGCCGAAGAAAUCUCACAGCCCCGACUUCACGUUAAAGGAGGAAGUGGAGCUGGAGAUGAAGGAGGUCCAGCCCUCCGCAGCGAAUAACUUUGCCAGCUGUUCAGUGGACUACAGAAUACAGGGGUCCAACUCAGGUGAAGAGACGCCCAGACACCGCAGAGCCCCGCCGCCUCUGGAUCUCAGGAGGCUGAGGGACGGUGAUGACCAGAGUUCCCCUGGCCUCGCAGUCAAAGAAGGCCUCUACGAAUGUGUCCACUCAGGAGAUGGAUCGGAGCUCCAUAUAGAGGAAGGGGAGAGCUUUAACAGUGCUGUGGAGAAUAUCCAGAGCUCCCCAGUAGGGAAUAACCCACUAAAAAUAAAAGGGUUGAAGGUCAACUUCAGCAAAACCUCUCCUGAGUGCCCUCUAACGCCGCCCAGCACUACCUCUCCUGGAGACAUCAGCUCCAGCAUCCUGGAGGACGAGUCUCCAGAGGGAGAGACGUCACCACUCAUCCCCAGCUCGGAGGGUCUCCUCCCAGUCACGGGGGAAAGCAACUGCGCCCUCUCCCCGAAGAGGCUGGUGGUGGACACCCCACCGGGCGACGAGGAUCAGUCCACGGAGAACCGCGAGGAGAAGCGCCUCAUGGAGGUUGCGGGCGCUGCAGUCGCGCCCCUGUCGCCCAAGACAGCAGCACAAAAUUGCACCCAGGGUGUGGUCGGGGCGGGCGAGGAGGUGAAGGCCGACAGCAACCAAAGCGGACACAAAGUAGAGAACCACAUGUUUACAUCCGAUAUCCACCUGAUACCCGGAGACGGCAGCCUCUCUCCGACCUGUGAAACCAGCAUGUGAAUGUAAGGGAAGUCUUUGAGGGACAAUAGACCUACUACAGCCUCAAUGUCAACGUGGUGCGUGGGAGAGCAGGGAAGGAAAAGUCAAGGGUGCUGUUGUAGUGGAAGAUAUUUUUGCAUGGCAUGACAAGUCUCUUUUACUUGUGUUGUUGUGUAUUGCUGAAGUAGAAACUGCAGCGCUUUGUGCAGAUUCAAGAAUGACUUUGGGACAAGCAGUGCGCUCGGAGAGGGGUCCGCCCAGGUCACCCCCCGAUGUACAUAAUGACAUAAUCUCCUUUUCUAGCAAAAGAAGGAAAUGCACAGAGGGACUUAUCUGUAAAAAGCAUGCAUUUAAAAAAAAAAAAAAAAAGACAGAUAUUUUACGGUGCUUAGUUUGCUGAAAGCGCUCCACUGUAAAUAUUAGGACAUCUAAGGCAAUGACAAUGCACAGGAAUGCAAAGGAAGACUGACUGUCACUGAUUUGCAAUGUGAAAAAGGGACUCCAGAGCCCUCCAGAGCGGGGCGUUGCAUCGUAGCGACCUAUUUAAAACAAAAAAAAAAACGAAUAAAAAAAACAUAUCAUUACCGUUUGUGGAGAUGCAAAGUGUUCCCAUGACGACCCUGUAAUGUUUUUCGUUUUUUUCCCCCUUGUGAAAAAACGGUGUAUGAAACUGUAACGUUGACAUUAUUACUUUUUGUUUCCAUAACGACUGUUGAACUUUCAUCCGAUACUCAGUCUUUGAACUAACCAACGUGGGCAAGAAGGGACGGAAAAAAAAACAAACAAAAAAAAAAAAAACGCCUUUUUCCUCCGAAGCGCCUGUAGUUGCCAAAUAUAUAUGUAGAAACGAGAACUAUCAGAUACUAAAGUUACUGAGAAUAUUUAUCAUGCAACAUUUCAGGAGUUUAGGAGCCUUUUGAUUCAGUCCGGAUCACGGGAAAGAAUCUUAUUUACUCUCCAACAUCAGAUAUUUAUAAUUAGUUUUAAGGUUAAACUAUGAAGUAAGUAGGUCUAGAUUGGUGGUAGAGGAGUUCUACAGUAGGUAAGUGAGAAUCCAUAAAACAGAUUUAAGGCUAUUUAGAGAAUUAGCACAGUAGACCUGGUCAUUAAUACAGAUAUAUGCUAUUUUAUUAUUAUUAUUUUUCUUUUUUUUUGGUAAUUCAAAUCCACGAAAAAGAAUAUUCCUUCAGAUAUCAACGGACCAAAUCAAGCACACUGACAAGCUUUCAUCUAUCUCAGCUACAUCGUAACAUAUAUGGUAAUAAUAACAUGUAUUACAGUAGUUUUUAUUUACCUUUACGGUUGGUUUACCUGCAUUGUGUUCAUUGCCCUAUCCUCAGCACCCCGGUGUCAUUGUUAUUCCAUACUACUGCAACUUUAUCCAAUCCUGCUGAGAAGUGGUUUGUUCUUUUUGUUGUUUUUUUUUUUGGUUUUGUAUUAUCUGUGGUGUCUUGGACAUUUUCUUGUGUUUUAUCGUGAACAAAACUAUCUUCAGUCAAACUUAAAACCCAAAGGAGUUUUCUUUCUGUCUUUUCUUUCUCUGGCUUUUUGUUUUACACUGACUGAAAUUCGUGUCCGUAUGUAUGUUCCCUUUUGAUUCCAAUUUACUGCUGGACUUUACGUCUGUCGUCUCAGCGUGACAUCGCGUGUGAAGCGUUUGUGGAAAAGCCGCACAAACCAGAAUGGCAAUGGAAGAAAGAACGUGGGGUGAAUAAUGUCUGUUUCGUCUUUCUUUUUUUUCUCGUUAUUAUAAUUAUUAUCAUGGGUUUUUUUUGUUUUUCUUUUCGUUUUUUUGUUUCACAGAGAGGUGUGGAAUGUGCAAUACCGCAUACUGCAAUCUAUGCAGGCCAAGAAUUGUGGCACUUUAUGUUUUAAUGUCUAUGGGAAUUUGUAAGUGUACAGGCAGAAAUUACUUGUAUUUUUCAAAUGUUAUAUCUUUAAUAUGAGGCGGAACAGUGUUACAACUCCCAGAGUCUCGCAAACAAUGCAAAUGAGAAUUUGAAUUUUACUUUUUAUUAUUAUAAAAAGACUGGCAAAAAAAAAAAAAAAGUGCACCUUAAUGCCAGAUUAUUUAUGGACCCCAAAUUGACCACCAGGGCCUUUUAUAUCGCUGUUAGACUUGCUUAAAAAAAAAAGAAAAAAAAAUCUAACUCAUGUCCGUGGAAGAUAUUAACACGAUCUGAUUUCACUGGCCACAAACCAAGGGUUUUAUGUUUUUUGUGAAUUAAGAAUGAUUCUAUUUUUUCUAAACCAAAAUGGAGCACGACCACAAUUUCCUGCCAUAAAUGGUGGUUGAAAUGAUGCGUGCCUUUUCAUAACACCGCCGUUUAUGAGAAGGUAGCAAGUCAUUUUGCUUUGUUCAUAUAGCACUGUACAGAAAAUUCUAAUUUUAUAGGAAAAAUCAGGUCUUUAUGUAAUAGAUACAAGUAAUGCUAUUGAGUUCUCAGGUUUUCUAUAACUCUCUGAUGUUCUGAUUGGAUAGAUUAUGUUUUUUUCUUUAACAGCUAACGUCAACUAGUUGCUUCUGUACUUUUUUGAGAGGUUGAUGUUGUCAAAUCCACAUCGAUGUCUUGGCUCCCCGGAGCGAGGAGCCGCAAUAUUUCUCCGUCCUCCUGGGUAAUCUGUGUACAACAUCCAGUAUCCAACAACACCUCACCUCUCAUCUGUCUUCAGUGAGGCAAAAAAAAAAAGGAAAGAAGGGACAGGCCGUUAAGAAGGGUCAGUGAGAGAUAUCCCUGCUGCCUCCGAGCUGAUCCGUCUGGUUAUUUCCCAUGCUGACGCACCGGUGAGCGCUCUGACCCCCGUGGCGUGCCCAGAGGAGCAGCGAUCAAUGGGUCAAAAAUAAAUGAGGCGUGGAUAAGGAAAAGCCUCCCAAACGGUUACAGUGCAUCACUCGUGGUCCAUGUUUUCGUUCUUUUUUUUUUUUUUUUGUCUGUGUACAUACCGUAUGCCCAAAGUAGCAUAUUCUGACUCAGUAUUCUGAGAUUCAUGUGAGACCUCAUCUUUGUGAAACGACCGAUCCCUCAUUGGUACUCUCCGAGCCAAAAUGCGGGGUCAGUGGCAGUUGUUAUUGUUGUUGUUGUUGUUAUUUGGGAUUUUUCGUUUGUCUUUUUAUUUUUUUUUCUUUAUAAAGGGAGGUUGCUUGUUUCUUUUUUCUUCUCUUAUGUUCAUUUUUUUUUUUUUCCCCUUCGUCCCUUGUUUGUAGUAAUCAUGUCUCCGUGUUAGCCUUGAGUAAUCCUUCAUUUUGACAGGUAGGGUAGAGAAACAAGGGAUUUGGAUUGAUUAGCUACUGUAUGUCCCGCUCGGGAUGAAGUUUGUGUGGAUACUGAGAUUAAUUCUGCGAGCUGACAGCAAAAAAAGGGCCGCGCUCUGUCUUACUGUCUCACAAUGGCGUAUUCAUCCGUGAUACUGUACAGAGUGAAAAUGUCGUGUCUUUAUUUUCUCUGCGAGAAUGGGUAAUGUCUGUGUCACUCAUGCGUGCUUACCGAAACCUUGCUCCUUAAAAUACAUACAAGCAACAUUAUUUGUUGUUAUGUCUCUGUAUAUUCUGCCUCUUACUUUUUUUUUUUUGACUGUAUCCAGUUCAGCUUUGAGAGAACAUAAUCAUUAGACACAUUCUGAGCUACAGACUGUUUCUGUACAAAGCGACAUCUUUGUAUGCAUGUAGUAGUCUGAAUAAUUAUGUGACCACAGAUCACUUUGUUAUGGUACACGUAUGUCGACAUUUCUGUAGAGCAUUGUUCCCCAUUACGUCUAUUAGCAUAUGCAGAAUAACAAAUAAAUGUGUAUAUAACUCG
Messenger RNA from Mugil cephalus (flathead mullet), 6917 nucleotides. It is a transcript of the gene kcnb2b, whose product is annotated as potassium voltage-gated channel subfamily B member 2b. Lineage: Eukaryota; Metazoa; Chordata; Actinopteri; Mugiliformes; Mugilidae. The transcript has 3 exons. The coding region runs from base 580 to 3141 and encodes 853 amino acids. Gene Ontology annotation, cellular component: voltage-gated potassium channel complex; membrane. The record is from RefSeq and is a predicted model, not a curated record. Gene Ontology annotation, biological process: protein homooligomerization; potassium ion transmembrane transport. Gene Ontology annotation, molecular function: protein binding; delayed rectifier potassium channel activity.